AUGCUCGCAAUGUUUCGCUCCAUAGCAACGUAUCUUAUAAUCAGUAUGAUUUCUGGUGCAUGGGCUUCUCUUGAACCAGUUGGCACAUUUGCUUCUACUUUAAAUAGUAGCUUGACACACAAUACUAUGGCCUCCGGUGCUGCAGCCGUCUUUUCUCGAAUGAGCAAUUUACGAAUGGUAUAUGUUACAGCGCCAUCGAAAGAAGCUGCUCUGAAAAUUGCUAGAAUAGCGGUUGAAAGAAAACUAACCGCUUGCGCUAAUAUCAUUCCUGAGAUUACAUCCAUAUAUGAAUGGGAAGGUAAAGUGCACGAAGAUCCAGAGACCAUACUCAUAAUGAAAACUCAAGAAAGUCUUCUAGAGGAACUCCAUAAGGUCGUUAUCGAAAAUCAUUCUUAUGAUGUGCCAGCGUUUGUUUCCAUUCCCAUCGAUGGUGCGUCAAAACCUUAUGCGGACUGGUUACUAGAUCAAACAAAGAAAAUUAAUACAGAGUUGUGAACAUAUGCAUGGACGAG
Molecule: messenger RNA, 512 nt
Organism: Cylicocyclus nassatus
Lineage: Eukaryota; Metazoa; Nematoda; Chromadorea; Rhabditida; Strongylidae
Source: the annotation of a GenBank genome assembly